Molecule: messenger RNA, 1121 nt
Organism: Myripristis murdjan (pinecone soldierfish)
Lineage: Eukaryota; Metazoa; Chordata; Actinopteri; Holocentriformes; Holocentridae
Gene: nol12
Product: nucleolar protein 12
Exons: 6
Coding region: 96-803 (235 amino acids)
Cellular component (GO): nucleolus
Molecular function (GO): rRNA binding
Source: RefSeq, a predicted model, not a curated record
UGACCUCCUGAAGUUUCCAGUCGGACGACGUUGUGUGGUGCACUGAGCAGGAGCCGCAGGAAGCAGGAGAAGUUCACGUGUACACGAGAGGAAAAAUGAAAACCCACAAAAAUCACAACAAUGCGUCCAAGAAGGGCAAAUUCAAGCCGGGAUCCAAGAAAAGGGAAAACAAAUGCAUCGUUAUGUUUGACGACAAAGACCGACAGGAGUACCUCACCGGCUUCCACAAGAGGAAAGUGGAGAGGAGGAAAGCAGCAGUGGCUGAAAUCCGCAAGAAACUCAAGGAGGAGCAGAGCAGAGUCCGAGAGGAGAGGCACAAGGAGUAUUUGAAGAUGCUGAAGGACCGGAGAGAAGCGCUCGAGGAAGAUGAAGAUGACCUGGAGGAUGCCGUGACGGGCACGACGGAGUCCGUGCAGUACGAUCACCCAAACCACACCGUCACCGUGACGACCAUCAGUGAUCUUGACCUCACGGCGGAUCGCCUUCUCGGGCUCACGGAUGAUCAGGUUAAUGGAGAGGGAGAGGAGGAAAAUGAAGAAGCGGGAGAGGAGGAGCUGAAAAAGAGCGCCAUGCCAAGGAAAGCUGGGAACCCCAUCCUCAACAAAAAGAUUCGCUCCCUGACGGCUUCGCUCAACAUGUACACCAAGCAGCGGAAGAGGAAAGGGAAGCAGGAAGGCCGACGAGGCCGAGGCCGUCCCACAGACAAGAAGCCCGGCGUGGCAGAGAGGAAGAGCCGAGCCGGCAAGACCAGCAAGAGGCAGAGGCGCCGGCAGACGGGGAGGAGGACUCAUCAUGAAGACUGAGAGAGCGUGUGUGAACAAAAUAUGUGGGCUUCGUUAAGUGAACUGUAAAGAGGAUCCCAUGUUAUGCUUUGUGUGAAGUGGAGGUGUCUGUGGUGGAAAAAUUGCUAAAAUGAACACAAGCUGAGGCGGACGCUCCGUGUGGGACCGUCCCGUCCUGACAUUGCUCAGUGUUUCCACAGGAUGCGCCUGCUGAGGCCUUCCCUUGUGGUCAAAUUUGUACACAACCAAGCUGUUUUUGUAAUGUUAUAUUUUUUAUAAAUGUAUAAAUGAUGUGUUUACCUAGACUCUGAUGCAAUUAAAGAAGAAAAAUGUUAGUAA